Molecule: messenger RNA, 1661 nt
Organism: Aethina tumida (small hive beetle)
Lineage: Eukaryota; Metazoa; Arthropoda; Insecta; Coleoptera; Nitidulidae
Gene: Eno
Product: enolase
Exons: 5
Coding region: 174-1475 (433 amino acids)
Biological process (GO): glycolytic process
Cellular component (GO): phosphopyruvate hydratase complex
Molecular function (GO): magnesium ion binding; phosphopyruvate hydratase activity
Source: RefSeq, a predicted model, not a curated record
UUAAAAGUAUAUCGAGUGCCAUCUUUGCGUCAAGGUAAGAACAAAUUCGACCUUUAUUCAACCUUGCUCGGGUUAAAAGAGUCAAGUUGGAGGAAGCUUUGACAAUUCAGCUUGAGCCGGUGCGGUGUAAGGUUGUGUGGUUCGAUUUUAUCUGAUUUAUCUCCAGCUGCGAAAUGCCAAUCAAGAGUGUAUUUGCCCGCAACAUCUUCGACUCCCGUGGUAACCCCACCGUAGAAGUCGACCUCAUCACUGACUUGGGUCUCUUCCGUGCUGCUGUCCCAUCUGGAGCCAGUACUGGCGUCCACGAAGCUUUGGAACUCCGCGAUGAAGACAAGUCCAAAUACCAUGGCAAGAGCGUUUUCAAAGCCAUCGAAAACAUUAACAAGAUCAUCGCCCCUGAGCUAAUCAAGUCUGGACUUGAAGUCACCCAACAGUCCGAAAUUGAUUGCUUCAUGAACAAGCUCGAUGGUACUGAGAACAAAUCCAAAUUGGGCGCUAACGCUAUCCUCGGCGUUUCCCUGGCUGUCUGCAAGGCCGGAGCCGCCAAACGUGGCAUCCCCCUUUACAAGCACAUCGCUGACCUUGCUGGCAACAAGGACAUCAUCUUGCCAGUGCCUGCCUUCAAUGUCAUCAAUGGUGGAUCACAUGCUGGCAACAAACUUGCCAUGCAAGAAUUCAUGAUUUUGCCAACUGGCGCCAACUCCUUCACUGAGGCUAUGAGAAUGGGCAGUGAAACCUACCACCACUUGAAGAAGGUCAUUAAGGACAAAUUCGGCUUGGACGCCACCGCCGUCGGUGAUGAAGGUGGUUUCGCCCCCAACAUUUUGGACAACAAGGAAGGUCUUAACCUGAUCGUCGAAGCCAUCGAGAAGGCCGGAUACACUGGCAAGAUCGAAAUCGGCAUGGACAUCGCCGCUUCUGAAUUCUUCAAGGACGGCAAAUACGACUUGGACUUCAAGAACCCCAAGUCCGACCCCAGCCAAUGGUUGGACAGUGGCAAACUUGAGGAAGUCUACCAAGACUUCAUCAAGUCCUACCCUGUGGUCUCCAUUGAAGAUCCCUUCGACCAAGAUGACUGGAGCGCCUGGUCCUCUUUGACUGCCAACACCCCUAUCCAAAUUGUCGGCGACGAUCUUACCGUCACCAACCCCAAGCGUAUCCAAACUGCCGUUGACUGCAAAGCUUGCAACUGCCUGUUGUUGAAGGUCAACCAAAUCGGUAGCGUGACCGAAUCCAUCGCCGCGCACAACUUGGCCAAGUCCAACGGCUGGGGCACUAUGGUAUCGCACAGAUCCGGAGAAACUGAAGACACCUUCAUCGCUGACUUGGUUGUUGGUUUGUCUACCGGUCAAAUUAAGACCGGUGCUCCUUGCAGAUCUGAACGUUUGGCUAAAUACAAUCAGAUCCUGCGUAUCGAGGAGGAACUCGGCGCUAAUGCUAAAUAUGCCGGCAAAUCAUUCCGUAAACCAAACUAAGUGUAUUUUUUAAAAUAAAUGUAUUGAAGUUGUCAGCUUACCUUGUUGUUAGAAAUUGUAAUGGUCACGUGCUAUGUGUUAUGUCUGGUAAGUUGAUGCUAUCAUGAUGAUGCAUUAAGUUAAGAGAGUAGCAUAGACAUCCGUAUAUUAUUUAUUAAGUUGUCACUAAUAAAGUUAUAAUUAAAA